AUGUUCUCCAAGGUUCUUCUGUGCUGCCUCUUCGCCUACGUGGCUGCCGGCGUUGUGGAAGAAUAUCCACCUCAGCCAUACAGCUUCGCCUACGAUAACACCGACGAGUUCGGCACCCGCAUCGCCCACGAGGAGAACGCCGACGCCAACAACGCUAGGGUGGGAUCCUACAGCUACUCUGACGCCUCCGGCAUCACCCGUACCGUGAGGUACACUGCCGACGCCAGUGGCUUCCACGCCACCGUCGAGACCAACGAGCCAGGCACCAAGUCCUCCGCCCCAGCCGACGUGGAGUACGCCUCCUCUGCCGUUGAGGGCCCAGCCCCAGUUGCCGUCAAGGCCCCUGUCGCCGUUCACGCCGCCCCAGUCACCGUCCACGCCGUUCACGCUGCUCCAGUUGUGCACGCUGUGCACGCUGCCCCAGUGGUUCACGCAGUGCACGCUUCUCCAGUGGCCUUCCACGCCGCUCCAGUCUCCUAUGCCCUCUCUCACGCUCCCCUCACCUACACUCUUGGCCGUGCCAAGAGCGCCUAA
Messenger RNA from Ixodes scapularis (black-legged tick), 534 nucleotides. RefSeq names its product cuticle protein 16.8-like. The record is from RefSeq and is a predicted model, not a curated record. NCBI's taxonomy places the organism in Eukaryota, Metazoa, Arthropoda, Arachnida, Ixodida, Ixodidae. Gene Ontology annotation, molecular function: structural constituent of chitin-based larval cuticle. The transcript has 3 exons. Gene Ontology annotation, cellular component: chitin-based extracellular matrix. Bases 1 to 534 code for a protein of 177 amino acids.